This is a messenger RNA of Argiope bruennichi, 2960 nucleotides long. Its product is annotated as chitin deacetylase 1-like. The record is from RefSeq and is a predicted model, not a curated record. Gene Ontology annotation, biological process: carbohydrate metabolic process. Gene Ontology annotation, cellular component: extracellular region. The coding region runs from base 93 to 1685 and encodes 530 amino acids. Lineage: Eukaryota; Metazoa; Arthropoda; Arachnida; Araneae; Araneidae. The transcript is spliced from 7 exons. Gene Ontology annotation, molecular function: hydrolase activity, acting on carbon-nitrogen (but not peptide) bonds; protein binding; chitin binding.
UCAGUGACGUCUGUCCGGACGACGUCAUACUCUGGCUUCUCUCAUAUAAAGAGAAAUUGGGUCCCCGAAUCCAGUUUCGAACUGUAGUUGCAAUGGGAGGACCAACGUGGAUUGCUUUCUCUGCUCUUUUCAUCACCGGAGCUUUAUCGGUGUCAAUUGUGAAGCGACAAGUCGAGGGUCAAAACGAUGCUGAACUAUGCAAGGACAGGUCUCCUAGCGACUACUUUCGACUGACAGCAGAGGAUGACUGCAGAGACGUGGUGCGGUGCUCAGUGCAAGGACUUCUGGCUCUCAGGUGUCCUUCUGGUCUGGCCUUCGACAUCGAAAAACAGACAUGCGAUUGGAAAAAUAACGUCAAGAAUUGCGAACAAUUGGAAAAACCCAGAUUAGCUACCCCUCUGCUGGCCACUGAUGAGCCAUUGUGUGAAACCGGCAAGCUGGCUUGCGGAAAUGGCGACUGUAUCGAGAAGGAACUGUUCUGCAAUGGGCUGCCCGACUGCAGCGAUGGAUCUGACGAAAAUGCUUGCACUGUGGACAGGGAUCCCAACAGAGCUCCUCCCUGUGACCAAACCCAGUGUGUUCUCCCCGACUGCUUCUGCUCCCCUGACGGUACUCAGAUCCCAGGCAGACUGGAACCCAGCAGCGUUCCCCAGAUGAUCACCAUCACGUUCGACGACGCCGUCAACAAUAACAACAUCAUCGUUUACGAGAGGAUCUUCAAGGAUGGCCGAAAUAACCCCAACGGAUGCUCCGCCAAGGGAACUUUCUUCGUCUCCCACAAGUACACCAACUACUCAGCUGUCCAGGAAUUGCACAGGAAGGGUCAUGAAAUCGCUACCCACUCUAUCACUCACAGAAACCAAGAGAAGUACUGGACUGAAGCCAGCUUGGACACAUGGGCUAAAGAAAUGGCAGGAGUCAGGCUCAUCUUGGAACGUUUUGCCAACAUCACUGAUAAUUCCAUUGUCGGCGUCCGAUCCCCAUACUUGAGAGUCGGUGGCAACAGCCAGUUUUCCAUGAUGGAAGAACAAGCAUUCUUGUACGAUUCCACCCUCACCGCUCCUCUCAGCAACCCUCCACUCUGGCCGUACACCCUGUAUUUCAGAAUGCCACACAAGUGCCACGGAAACGGACAGAACUGCCCAACCAGGUCCCAUGCCGUCUGGGAAAUGGUGAUGAAUGAGCUGGACAGAAGAGAUGACCCCAACUUCGAUGAAGAACUCGCAGGUUGCGCCAUGGUGGACAGUUGCAGCAAUAUCAUUUCCGGAGAGCAGUUCUAUAACUUCCUCAACCAUAACUUCAACAGACAUUACAAGACAAACAGAGCACCACUAGGUCUUUACUUCCACGCCGGGUGGUUGAGACUGAACCAAGACUACUUGGAUGCCCUCGUCCAGUGGAUGGAUGAAGUCCUCGGAAAGAACGACGUCUAUUUCGUAACCAUGACUCAAGUCCUGCAAUGGAUGCAGUCACCAACUGAGCUGUCAGGCAUCAGAGACUUCGCACCCUGGAAAGAAAAGUGCGAUGUCAAGGGUCAAGCUUACUGCUCACUGCCCAACGCUUGCCCACUGACCUCUCGAGAAUUGCCAGGAGAGACCAUUCGACUCCACACAUGUAUGGAAUGCCCCCAGAACUAUCCCUGGAUAGAAGAUCCCACAGGAGAUUACUUCGCCUUCAAGAAAUGAGAACUUCGUAGACUUUUAAGAACUGUUUCUACAAAAUUUAAUGAAGUUGGACAUGCUCCCAUUGGCUAUUACAUUUAAUUUAAAAUUCCAUUAUAUUCUCCCCUCCCUUACAAAAUCCAGUUUUCAUGGAUAAUUAAUUUUGUUUAUAUUAUAGAGUGCAAAGACAUGUCCUUAUAAUUAGGGAAGAGGUUCUUCCUACUAUUUCCCCCCGCCCUCUUAAAAUUGUAAAAUGGGUGUUAUGUUGUAAUAAUUUCUGUAAUCUGUGAAUUUGUAGUAUAUGGCGUCAUAACACAUAACAUCUAUUUUAUUGGAAACCGAAUCAAACUCUAACGUUAAGUCUUUUAUUCAAAGCAUUCCGCAGAUGCCAAAGUGGUUCCACCACUACUUGAAUGUAAAUAAACUUGUCCUAGUGUAGAGAAAUAUGUAAUGUAUUCAUCAACCAAGUCAGAGAUGCAAUUUUACCUGAUGAAAGUUUAAUGCAUAAUUACACCACGUCUAGGAAUUAACACUGUGAUUAUUUUUUUUGUGUCCACCAUAAGUUAAUUUUCAAUAUAAUUCGUAAUGAAUAGUAGAUCUUUUAAAAAAUUGCUUAUCAUACAUGAAUUAUAGCAUAUUUCAAUUAUUUUUUAACUAUUUGUUAAUUAAUUCAGUAAUUAAAAGUUAAACUUGUACUGUAUGGAUGUACCAUUAUAUAUCAAAUUUCAUCUCAGUGACAUUAUAUCCAGGAAUUUUAUAAUUUCGAUAAUCAAUCUAACUAUAAACAGCCAGACAAAGAAUCAAUAAAACAUUGAAAUGAAUUGGGAUGAAUUUAAAUAAAGGAAACCAUCGUAAAAUUAAGUCAUAUAAAAUGAUUUUUUCCCAACAAUAUCACCAGCAAACACCAUUUUAGUUCAUAUUAUUAUAUCAUCCAUCGGUACGAUUUUUUAAAGCAAAAUCUAAAUUCAGUAAAAAUUAAAACUGAAGAUAUGUAGCUAUGAUAUCGCUACAUAAAAGAUCUCAUAAUAAUGCUUCACUAUUUUAAUCAAUAUGCGAUUUUUGUAAAAACCAAUAAAUAGAUUUCAGGAGAUGUGCACUUUUAAAAAGAAGCAUCUCCCCAUUGUUCAGAUGCAGCUUCCAGCCAAGCAAUUGCAUCAUUUUAUUUAAAUUUCGAGAUUUCUGCUUCCGUACAACCUGUAUCUGUACAUAUGCGUUGUCUGAAUGGUUCCUACAAACUGGCAGAAAAGUGUGAGAUCAGUGGCUGAUAUUUUUGCUAUAAUAAAACGUACUUUUGUUCUA